Messenger RNA from Staurois parvus, 1878 nucleotides. NCBI's taxonomy places the organism in Eukaryota, Metazoa, Chordata, Amphibia, Anura, Ranidae. The record is from the annotation of a GenBank genome assembly.
AUGGACACCUACCAGAAACCUGAGGACAAGGACCUGCAGGCCCUGAGGGAUGUGGCCAACCGGCUCAGGAUCCACUCCAUACGGGCCACCUGUGCCUCCAACUCGGGGCAUCCCACAUCCUGCUGCAGCGCUGCCGAAAUCUUGUCCGUCCUCUUCUUCAACACCAUGAGAUACGAUGCAGCUGACCCUGGCAACUUCAACAAUGACCGCUUUGUUCUGUCAAAGGGUCACGCUGCUCCCAUCCUAUAUGCUGCAUGGGCUGAAGCUGGUUAUAUUAAGGAAUCCGACCUUCUUAACCUGAGGAAAAUUGACUGCGAUUUGGAGGGCCAUCCUACACCGAAACUGCCAUUUGUUGAUGUCGCUACCGGCUCUCUUGGGCAAGGCCUGGGAGCAUCCUGUGGCAUGGCUUACACCGGGAAAUACUUUGAUAAGGCCAGUUAUCGUGUCUAUUGUCUUCUGGGCGAUGGUGAGUCUUCUGAAGGCGCUGUAUGGGAAGCCAUGGCCUUUGCAUCUCUUUACCAUCUAGACAACCUGGUAGCCAUCUUUGAUGUAAACCGUCUGGGCCAGAGUGAAGCUGCCCCUCUCCAGCACAAGACUGAGAUCUACAAGAAAAGAUGUGAAGCUUUUGGAUGGAACACCUACAUUGUGGAUGGCCAUGAUGUGGAGGAAUUGUGCUAUGCUCUCUGGCAGGCAGCCAAUGUGAAAGACAAGCCCACUGCAAUCAUUGCCAAAACCUACAAAGGAAAAGGCAUUUCAGGUGUUGAAAAUAAAGAUAACUGGCAUGGGAAACCUAUACCUAAAGACAUGGUGGAGUGCAUUAUUGAUGAGAUCAAGAACCAGAUCCAGACAAACAAGAAAGUGACUCCCUUGGCUCCCAUCAGAGAUGCUCCUAAAGUCAGUAUUGACAAUAUUACAAUGUCCACUCCUCCCAGUUACAAAGUUGGAGACAAGAUUGCAACCCGCAAAGCUUAUGGCCUUGCUCUUGCUAAACUGGGACAUGCCAACAGCCGAGUCAUUGCCCUUGAUGGAGACACCAAAAACUCCACUUUCUCUGAGAUCUUCAAGAAUGAACAUCCUGACCGCUUUAUAGAGUGCUACAUUGCUGAACAAAAUAUGGUGAGUGUGGCAAUGGGCUGCGCCACCCGAAAUCGCACUGUGGCUUUUGCCAGCACAUUUUCUGCCUUCCUUUCUAGAGCGUAUGAUCACAUUCGUAUGGGGGCCAUUUCUCAAUCUAAUGUUAACCUUUGUGGCUCACACUGUGGAGUUUCUAUUGGUGAGGAUGGUCCUUCACAAAUGGCUUUGGAGGAUAUUGCCAUGUUCCGUGCUAUUCCAUCCUGUACUGUCUUCUAUCCUAGUGAUGGUGUUUCUACAGAAUAUGCAGUCAGUCUGGCUGCCAACACUUCAGGCAUUUGUUUUAUUAGAACCAGCAGACCGGAUACUGCGAUAAUCUAUUCUCCAGAGGAAAAGUUUGAAAUUGGACAAGCAAAGGUUGUUCGUCAGAGUGCUUCUGACAGGGUGACAGUGAUCGGGGCUGGUGUCACCUUACAUGAGGCGCUGGCAGCUGCAGAAGAGCUUGCCAAACAAGACAUCAAUAUCCGAGUGAUUGAUCCAUUCACCAUUAAACCUCUGGAUGCUGCUACCAUUAUAACCAGUGGCAGAGCUACAGGUGGUCAUAUCAUUACUGUGGAGGAUCAUUACAAAGAAGGGGGCAUUGGGGAUGCAGUGGCCGCAGCCUUGGGUGGAGAGCCUGGAUUCAUCGUCCAGAGUCUGGCAGUCAGAGGGGUUCCUCGUAGUGGAAAGCCUACAGAGUUGUUAGAAAUGUUUGGCAUCAGUUCCAAGUGCAUUGUUGAAGCCGUAAAGUCGACCUUUGCAAACUAA